AGGCUCCCGCCAUCUAUGUUGCAAAAAAGAGUCAUUCAUGCAUCCAUUCAUCCAAUGCCCAAAAUGGCGCUGGCUAUGUCGUCCGCUCUCCGAGCAUCGUCCAUCAACAAUCAUGCGUUUACGCGUAUAUUAAGGAUUACGUGCAGCGUGAACGACUCCGCUCACGAGAAUGCUCGGCCAUUUGCAACGCAAAAGGUCAGGUCCGACAUAGCACUGCCUUCCGCACCCAAGCGCCCUCCCUCUGGCUACAUCCUCUUCCUAAACGAUACCAGGAAGGCCGUCAUGAAACAGAACCCCGCUCUCAAGCCCACUGAGGUAGUCAAAACGCUGGCAGAAAAAUGGAACAUGGCUGAUGAAAUUACGAAGAAGAAAUAUGAAACCCUCUCACGAGAGCGCAUGGAGGCGUUUGCCAAGGAAAAAGAGGCUUACACAUCGAGGCUCACUCCACAGCAGAAGGAAGCACUGGCAGAGCUGUCGCUAGACAAGAAACUUCGUGUGAGCAAGAAAAAACUGCAUGAGAAACUAAAGGAGUUGGACAGGCCCAAGGGUGCCAGGACAGCAUUUGUCCUUUUCUCCUCUGCCAUGAGGAAGCAGCUGCAGGACAAGACUCCAAAGCACGCAUUUGGCAGCAGUAUUGCUUCUUGGAUGCUUGGGAAAGCGCGUAGUGAGAGUACUGUCCUGACGGCACAGGAGAUGAUGAUCCACCUUGCCACUUUGUGGAAGCAGUUACCAGAAGACAAGAAACAGCCCUACCUGAAGCAAGCCGAGGGGGACCGUCAACGGUACACCCGGGAAAUGCAGGCCUGGACCAAGCGUCUGGAGGACCAAGGACAGCGGGACAUCCUGGAAGACUUGAAGCAGGACAUCAAGGAUAUUAGGAAGGGGAAGUACAGCCUUGAGCACAAGGUCAAGACAUAGCUGCAGACGCAUUGACAGCAGAAUGGUGGCUGAAGAUGAGGUUGCCUUCCUCUGCAAGAUUGAAUGCAAGAUUUUUUUUUUAAAACGAGAUAAAACGAGAAGUGUUUCAAGCUUGUAGCACUGAAGAAUAAGACUCCUGGUUAGCACUUUCAUUGUGUUUUGUGACUUUCUUUGAAAUUCUGAGAUGCAAGCAGCGCACUGUGUGUACGUUCUGUACUGAAGACUAAUUGAAGGUGGAAGGUUUGCAAAGGUAUUUUCACUGCCAUUUAUUUUCAUUGUGUUUGGUUGCUUAUAUUCCACCAAAUUGUGGAUUUUAUAAGAUGCUGAAUUACAAUCCUCAUCCUUACUCUGAAUGCCUUGCACUUACUACUUGUUUACAUUUUGUAUUAUAUGUAUAUCCAUCGGUGAGAAAUAAAGCAUUGAUGUGUUGA
Ixodes scapularis (black-legged tick) is the source of this 1349-nucleotide messenger RNA. Its product is annotated as transcription factor A, mitochondrial. The transcript is spliced from 9 exons. Lineage: Eukaryota; Metazoa; Arthropoda; Arachnida; Ixodida; Ixodidae. Gene Ontology annotation, molecular function: transcription cis-regulatory region binding. The record is from RefSeq and is a predicted model, not a curated record. Bases 16 to 918 code for a protein of 300 amino acids.